Messenger RNA from Leucoraja erinaceus (little skate), 5640 nucleotides. RefSeq lists its product as uncharacterized. Gene Ontology annotation, cellular component: membrane. Lineage: Eukaryota; Metazoa; Chordata; Chondrichthyes; Rajiformes; Rajidae. Gene Ontology annotation, molecular function: calcium channel activity; protein binding. Gene Ontology annotation, biological process: calcium ion import across plasma membrane. The coding region runs from base 95 to 4867 and encodes 1590 amino acids. The record is from RefSeq and is a predicted model, not a curated record. The transcript is spliced from 36 exons.
AAGUAAGUAGCAGGGCACCCGGGGCAGCGGUGGCAACUAGGGCACGGUGCAGAGUGGAGGUUGCAGGCGGUAGGAAGGCACCAGGUGGGGAGUGAUGGAGGAAGAAUCUCCCUAUGCCAACUCCCUGGAUGUUCAAGAUAUUCUCGGUACCAUGAACCUGCUCCUGACCUUCCAGCAGCCAACGGCGAGUGGGUCAGUGGACCCCACCGAGGUGCUGGACGAGUUUCUGACCAGCCCCAGCCUCAGUGAGCCUUUCCUAUUCCAAGAUGAUGUCUCACCCAGAACCAGAGCGGAGGAGUGUCAGGACGCCAUUGAGUCCAUCACGGAGGAGAGUAUUUACGAGUGCUUCCCCUUUCAAAUGGACAAAAAUGAGAAUAUCAGUUCAAGCAGAUCAAUGGCAGAAGUGGGAAUGGCGAAAGAUUCAUGUGGCCUUCCGCCCUGUCAGCUGAACGCAGAUCAUACCAUCAGUCUGUGGAAGAAUAUUGAAUCUUACAUUUUCCUUAAUCCCAUGGCCAGAUUGGACAGCAGGGAUGGUCCACCGGCUGCUAAGGAUGAAGACACGAGUCCUGGAGCUGAGAGGAAUCUUUGCGAUCUCAACUCGUUCAGGCUCCAACUCUUCGGCGCAAUAUUUAAAGGCAACCUGGAGAUGAUUGACAGCCUCUUGCAGAAGAUGGAGGCUUCAGACUGGAACCUCUCGCACCCUGCGCUCAGAGACCCCAACACGGGCCAGACGUGCCUGAUGAAGGCCCUGCUGAAGAUCACCAACAAGGUGGAAGAGCAGUACCAGGACAGCGUGACGGUGCAGGUCGUCAGGAAGCUCAUCUCCUUCUCGCGGAGCUGCGGAGACCUGCCGCAGUUCGUCAACGCCGCCUACACGGACAAGAUCUACCGGGGGCAGACGGCUCUGCACAUCGCGGUGGAGCGCCGGCGCUGCGACCUCGUCCGGCUCCUGAUGCAGAGCGGAGCCACCGUCGACCCCAUGGCUAAGGGCAGCUUCUUCCGCAACAAGAGACACAAGCAGUGCUCCUUCUACUUCGGAGGCUUCCCGCUGGGGCUGGCUGCCUGCACCAACCAGCCAGAGGUGGUGAGCUUCCUGAUUGAGCAGGGAGCCGACCCCCGGGCCCAGGACCGGGCGGGCAACACGGUGCUGCAUGCCCUGGUGUCCAUCGCCGGCGAGACGGCAGAGACGCGCACCUUUGUCACCACCAUGUACGACCUGCUUCUGACCAGGAGCGCGGACCUGGAGCCUCCUGGCAACCUGGAGAAGAUCGCCAACCGCAAGGGUCUGACUCCGCUAAGGCUCGCUGCCUGCAUCGGCAAGAUCGAGAUAUUUAAACACAUUCUGGGACGGGAAAUAAAGCAGCAGAAAUACAAGCACCUCUCCAGGAAGUUCACGGAGUGGGAAUACGGGCCGGUGUCCUGUUCUCUCUACGAUCUGUCGGGAGUCGAUACGAUUGAGGAAAACUCCGUGCUGCAGACUGUCGUUUACAGCAGCAGGAAUAGGAAUCGACAUGAGAUGCUGUGUGUGGAACCGAUGAACGAGCUCCUGCAGAAGAAGUGGGAGGAUUUUGGUGCCUACAUCUUCCUCAUCAGCUUCCUCUUGUACCUGUCGUACAUCAUGUGCCUGACCAUCGUGGCUUCACACAGACCCAAGGGAAGCAAGGCUUCGGGGUGCGUGGUCUGGGUUAAAACCCAGAGCUACAUCGUGCUGGCUGCUGUCUACUUUCUCAUUAAGGAGGGGGUUGAGAUAGUCUAUCUCCGGCGUUCUGACAUACACUCCGUGCUGGUGGACGGGUCCUUCAACGUCCUGUACUUUGUGCAGUCGGGACUGGUGAUUGCCUUCAGCUCCCUGUGCUGGGCAGAUGUGGACGGCUCCCAGAUCUUGCUGGUCCUGAGUCUGGCGCUCGGCUGGUUCAACGUGCUGUACUACACACGGGGCUUCAAACUCACCGGCAUUUACUGCGUGAUGAUUAAGAAGAUUAUUCUGCAGGAUAUCCUGAGAUUUCUCCUGAUCUAUGCGGUUUUUAUCGUGGGAUUUGCAGCAGCACUGGCCUCGUUGAUCGAGGAGUGCCCGGUGGGCACCGACUGCCCCUUUGACGGGUUCAGCGCCGCCAUCCUGGAGCUCUUCAAGCUCACCAUUGGGCUUGGCGACCUGGGCGUGCAGAAGCACUCGAGGUUCCCCAUCUUCUUCCAUACCCUGCUGGUGCUCUACGUCAUCCUGACCUUCAUCCUCCUGCUGAACAUGCUGAUCGCUCUGAUGGGCGAGACCGUCACCAAGAUCUCCAGCGAAAGCGAGAAGAUCUGGAAACUCCAGAGGGCGGUCACCACUCUCUACUUUGAGCGGACCCUGCCCCUCUGGCUCCGGACCAGGUGUAAAAACAACCACAGCUUCACGGAGGUGACGGUGGGACUCACGCCCGAGGGGAGAGAGGAUCGGCGCUGGUGCCUGAGGUUAAACGAGACGAAGUGGAGCGAGUGGGACACUCGGAUAGAGACCCUGGCAGAGACGGCCUCCUUCAUUCCUGAGCAUUCAAAUUCUGAACGAGGCGUGAUGAAAUCAUAUGAUAGCAUAAUCGGCGACAUACAUCUGCGGUUCCUUAUGUCUCCAUGCAUGAGUACACAGGGAGUGCAAAAAGAGAAAGGAAACAAAGAGCAGAAUAUAAUAGCGAUGGACGACAACCUGCGAUUACUGCUGCAGUGUGACGAAACAGACGGAAGCAAAGAUACAAAUCGCAGGCGGAAGUUGAAGUACAAUCUGGGAGAACAACUGUCGCACGCUGUCACCGAUGGGAACAUGGAGGAUUUCAAUAAAUGGCUGCACAUCAUUCAGGUCACCAAAAUGAAGCUCACGGAGCCAUGGUUUGGAGACUUUAAAACGGGGAAGACCUGCCUGAUGAAAGCCUUACUGAAUCUAAACUGCAACACCCACAAAAUAGUUGAGAAACUGAUUGCGACGGCUGAGAACAAUGAUUGUUUGGACCAGCUGAUCAAUGCUGAAUACAUUGAUGAAGAUUACAAAGGUCAGACAGCUCUCCACAUCGCCAUUGAGAGGCGCUGCCCGGACAUAGUGCGCCUCCUGCUGGAGAAAAGAGCUAACGUCAACGCCAGGGCCACGGGCAAGUUCUUCAAACUGAGAAAAAAGGGGUGUGGCUUUUAUUUUGGUGAAGUGCCACUGGCCCUGGCUGCCUGCACCAACCAGCCUGAGACGGUGUCACUCCUCCUAUCCCACCACCAGACCAAGAUCGACCAACAAGAUUCCGUGGGGAACAACGUGCUCCACGUGCUGGUCACCGUGGCCGAUGACACAGAGGCCAACACCAAGUUUGUAACAGAAAUGUACAACAAGAUCUUGGUUGAAAACAAAGGGAGCAACCUUGAAGAGGUCAGGAACGAGAAGGGGCUGACCCCGCUGCAGCUGGCUGCCAAACUGGGCAAGUUUGAGAUUUUCCGAAAUAUCCUCAGCCGGGAGAUAAAGGACAAGCAGCACAGCAAACUCUCCAGGAAGGUCACGGAUUGGGCUUAUGGUCCUGUUACCUCAUCACUCUAUGACAUCACGGGCGUUGAUACCGGUGAAGAGAAUUCUGUUCUGAAAAUCGUGGUGUUCAACACCAAAAUCCAGAACCGCCACCUACUGCUGUCUGUGGAACCACUGAGCACUCUGCUCCAACAGAAGUGGGAGAAGUUUGCCAUUUACAUGUUCACGGCUAGCUGCCUGUUCUACGUGUUGUAUAUAACCACUUUCACCGCUAUUUAUUAUGACAAAACACACAUCUAUGAGUCUCCCUUUCAGAUGAAUGCCACAACCACAUCAUUGCAAUUCAAUGGACGGAUGUUCAUUCUACUGUGGGCUUGUAUUUUAUUUAUCAUGGAAGUUGUGAUGAUCAGCCAGCUGCGACUCUCAGACCUCCAGUCAGUGGUGACAGAUGCCUGGUUCCACAUCCUGUUCUUUCUGCAAGCUGGACUGGUGGUAUGCUCUGCUGUCUUGUACUGGGUCGGUACCGAUCUCCAGCGAGCAUCUCUGAUGGGGGCACUGGCUCUCGGCUGGAUUAAUAUCCUCUUCUACACCCGGGGAUUCCAGAGCCUGGGAAUCUACAGUGUCAUGCUGCAGAAGAUCCUGUUAAGUGAUGUGGUGCAUUUCCUGUUUGUCUAUUUGCUGUUCCUAGUUGGCUUUUCUGCAGCUCUCGCCUCCCUGAUCCAGAAAUGCCACGACAGUGAGAAGUGUAGUGCUUUUGACUCUUUCAACAUGGCCGUGCUGGAACUCUUCAAGCUGACCAUUGGACUGGGGGAUCUGGAGAUACAGAGUCAUGCCCUUUACCCUCAGCUCUUCCUCUUCCUGUUGGUGCUGUACGUGGUCCUGACUUUCAUCCUGUUGCUCAACAUGUUGAUCGCACUGAUGGGGGACACAGUGGGCAACAUCUCCAAAGACAGCAAGAACAUCUGGAAAUCUCAGAGAGCAAGAACCAUUCUGAAUUUGGAGAAAUACUUGCCGAAGAUUCUGAGGGAAAAAUUUCAACAGGGAAUAGUUCUAAAGGGCAAAAGAUACAUCAGGAUCAAUGAAGUGAACUGGACAAAGUGGAGCACAAGUGUAGCUCGCAUCCACGAAGAUCCAGGAGAAGAGGAAAAAGACACAACUGUUGUUUCCAGCUCAGAUGAUGUAGAUACUGCUUUAUUACCGCUGAAUGAAAAGGCGCAGAGAAGAGGAUUCUGGGCCAAGACUAGAUGGAAUCGGAAAUUAAGAGGGAGACACAACAUGCAAAAGAAGGCACAGCAUCUAGAUGUGGCUUCAGAACAUCAGACACGACCCACUUUGGAGCUUGAGGAAAGCAAAGAAGACAAAGCAACACCGAUUGGAGACGCAAUGAUUUAGUUUCUGUUGGAACAUUCCGAUAGGCUACAUGACCAAACCUUUUCAGAUUUUGGCAAGCAUCAUUUCAGGGAUGUAAAUAAAUGCUGAUGCAGGUCAACAGUCUCAGAGUGCAGAGAGGAUAAUGGAUGCCACCAAGAUCCAAUCCAUCUGUUCAGGAUGUCAAAAGCACAAUAUCUGGUAAUUCUGCAGAUGCCCUUGAUAAGGCCAAAUUAUGUUAAUAAUAUAAGAUAUAUAUUACUUGGAUUUCUGGGCUAGAUUGAUACAGAAAACCAAGCCCAGACAAGCCCUGACUUCUCCACGGUUGCUGUGUAUUGAGAUAAUGACCGAUGACUUUGAAAUGCGUCUACCAUUUGACGAGAAAGGAAGCCCAGAUUAAUCCUAGUAAGGGGUAUUGAGAAAAUGUCCGAUGCCUUUGAGGAAUGCAGUGACUGAUGACUUUGAUAUGUAAGUAUCUUGUACCAAUGUCUGAUGCCUUUGAUAUAUAAGUCCUUGUACCAAUGUCCGAUGCCUUUCCUAUGUGAGUGCCUUGUACAACAUGACAAGAUGCCUUUUCGAAUGAUGAUUGUCGAGACAAACUCCGAUGCAUCCUGUAGUAAUGUGUAUUGUCUGUACCUCUGACCAUAAUGUCUUUGGAAUGUGCUUGGGUGACAAAAUUCUGUGUUCAGGGAAGUGGAGAGAGAACAGCCAUGGGUCUGUGUUGCUCCCUUGGCUGGGGUUUUCCUUGCCACUUCCAUCGGCCGAUAAUUAGUAAAGUUUUUAACUGGUCUACCAAA